AUGGCCGUCCCUCCAGCUGUGAUCCAAGAGGUCGAGACCAUUGUGAAUGGUGCGGAACCAGUGAACACCAGAGUGAGCAAAGUGUUGAGGGUCCUGGAAGGCCAUGGCCUCUGCCAAACCCAGACUCUGAGGCCAUCCCAGGUCCUGUGCCAUCCGUCGAAUCGCGGGGGCCAAAUGGUCUCACACUUCGAUGUGUGGCAGAAGGGCCACCAGCUUCUGGGCGUCGGUCUCCAGGUCCAGUUGCUCGAGCACAGCAUCUGCAUCCAACUGGCCACAGAUCCCCAGAAGCGCCAACAGCAAAUCUGGAAGAACCAGCAGCUUGUCCAGGAAGCAGGAGGCUCCCUGGCGCCAGUCACUGGCCAGGAGGGCUUUCUGAGCCUAGCCUCCAGCCACACCACCGCCUUUCUGAGAUGCCUGGAGCAUGGUUGCCAAGAUGCCAAUGGCAAAGCCAUUUCCGUGCCCAAAACCGAUCCAGUUUGGGAAGCCAUCGAGCACGGAUGGAUGUGGCACGUGGUAGCUUCCUCGGUGGAGGAAGCCAUGCCCAGGCUGCCGCAGUUUUUCCAAGUCGGUGCCAACAGUGGCAAUGCCAUAGGCAGGGCCACCAGCGAGCUGGAGGCAGCCUGCCAGAUCGCAGCCCAACUCCAGCUGGGGUCCACUUUGGAGGCCGCCAUCAACCAGGUAGCAAGCGGGGAGGUGGCCUGCAGGGCCAGUUUGGCCAGUAUAGGCCACUACGUGUCCAGAUACUCUGGAGGCCCAGGUGCACCACUGCUGAAAUUUCUGUCCCAAUUCGGCCAGACUUUCGGCUGCACCCUCAUGCUGGGCCAAGAGUUCACAGAAACACUGGCCCACAUGAGUUUCCAAGAGGCAACCAACCUCUUUCCAUUCACCCGCACGGCCAUUUGGGCGACCCAACUCACUGCCAGCAAGAGCUCCGAUGGGUUUUCCAAGAUGGUGACCAAGUCCGACUUGCAGACCUUGUGCAGCCCAAAGGCCCUGGACCAGGCCAAAGCAGCAGAGUCGCUGCUGGCGGACUGCUGGCAGGUGGUCCAGUCCCAGCUGCCACCGACCACUGCGGAGAAUCACAAGAAAACGGUCCAUCUCUACCGCUGCUUUGGCAAGCUUUGCUUCAGAACCACGUUGUUCCAGCUCAAGAAGCAAAAACUGGCGCCUGACGGGCUCACGUUCCAGACCCUGCCAGAGAUUCUCGACCGCUUCACCAAGGAGCUCCAGGGCCUCACCACAACGCCUGCCACCGGCAGUCGGGCAGCCACCAUCGAGGAUGCGGUGAAGGCCGAGCCGUUCCAGGCCAUGCUGCUCCAGAACACCCACAUCAAGGAGCAUGGGGCCAAGGUCUUCGAGCUGCUGCAGGUGACCAACGAUGGUGCAACCAUGCAACACAGGCCCAUCCUCCUGCCAGCAGAGAACAUCCAGGUGGCACUCCAUGAGCUGAAGAAAUGGAGGGUGUCGAAGCAAGGCAUGCCUGCUUUGCUUGCAGAGGCCAUGCUUGCCAAGGCCUUCCCCACGGAGCAUGCACUGGCUUUGGAAGAGUACCAGAAAGCCCAAGUGGUCGUUGCUUUGAGAGAAUGCUACGAAAAGCAUUCCUGCCAAGACCAAGAGGUCUUGGCCUUCGCCACCAACCCCCAGGCGCUGUUUGCCAGGACAACCAUCCCAGCCAAGAAGUUGCGGCUUGUGCCACUGGGGCCAGUGUCGAAGGUCAAGGCAGACCAGGCCAAGACGUCCAAA
This is a messenger RNA of Symbiodinium necroappetens, 1743 nucleotides long. Lineage: Eukaryota; Dinophyceae; Suessiales; Symbiodiniaceae. The record is from the annotation of a GenBank genome assembly.